Messenger RNA from Salvia miltiorrhiza (redroot sage), 3921 nucleotides. RefSeq lists its product as uncharacterized. Gene Ontology annotation, molecular function: RNA-DNA hybrid ribonuclease activity; nucleic acid binding. The coding region runs from base 1 to 3921 and encodes 1306 amino acids. NCBI's taxonomy places the organism in Eukaryota, Viridiplantae, Streptophyta, Magnoliopsida, Lamiales, Lamiaceae. The transcript is spliced from 6 exons. The record is from RefSeq and is a predicted model, not a curated record.
AUGUGGACGUCUCAUCCGAACUUCUUGGAUGCCGUGGCUGAUUCUUGGAAUAUGGGAGUUGAUGUGAGAUGCCCUAUGUUAUCUGUUAUGUUGAAAUUGAAACGCUUGAAGGGGGUUUUACGUAUCUGGAACAAGUCUGUGUUUGGGAACGUGGACUCUGCCAUUGCCCAAAAUCAACAAGACUUAUCUGAUAUUCAGGUGACUAUUGCGGAUUUGGGCUAUAAUGAUAGCAGAUUUGAUGCGGAAGUCAAUUGCGAAGUUAAGCUUAAUAGAUUUUUGUCGCAAAAAAACAGUCUCCUUCAGCAGAAGAGUAGAGUGGCGUGGCUCACGGAUGGGGAUAAAAACACGAGCUUUUUCCACAACAUGCUCAAGUUCAUAAAAGAUAAGCUUCAUAUUGGGCAUUUGCGGAUUGGCAAUGAUAUUGUUUAUGACUCGGAUGUCAUUGAGCAGCACAUUAUUGGUCACUUUUCCUCUUUAUUCACUAACACGGCCUCUGAUGUGGUGGAUUUGGCGGCUUUAGAGGCUAACGUGGAUUUGGUUAUCACUGAGGAACAGAAUAAAGGGCUUGUCGCUUUACCGGAUGACACGGAAAUUACUGCGGCAGCGGUCAAGAGCUUCUUCCUGUACACGUCCUUACCUGCGGGGUGUAAUUCUAACACCUUGAUUUUGAUUCUGAAAAAAGAUCUGGUGGAUUCGGUUUCUGAUCUCAGGCCCAUUGUCUUGGCGAAUUUCCUGUUCAAAAUCAUCUCUAAGGUCCUAGCUUCUAGGCUCAGUUCUGUUGCGGCGGCUUCUGUUUCUCCAAAUCAGUUUGGCUUUAUUUCUGGGAGAUCUAUUCACGAUUGCAUUGCGAUGGGAUCGGAGGGCUUCAAUACCAUGAAUCGUAUUAAUCGCGGGUCAAACUUUGCCUGUAAAAUCGACAUUCAUAAGGCUUUCGACACCAUGCGCUGGGAUUUCAUCAUUGCUGCUCUCCGCGCCAUGGGGUACCACGAUCAGUUCAUUCGUUGGAUCGAGGUGAUCUUUGAGUCGGCUCGUAUAUCUAUCUUAUAUAAUGGGAGACUUAGCGGUUACUUCGCUUGCUCUCGUGGGGUCAGGCAGGGCGAUCCUCUUUCCCCUAUCCUCUUUGGUAUUGCUGAGGAUGUUCUUAGCUACAUUAUCAGGAAUUGCGUUGCCUCGCGUCAUUUGGUGCCCAUGGGUUUUGAUAGAAUAUCGGAUUUCCCGACUCAUUUAUUCUAUGCUGACGAUGUGCUUAUUUUUUGCCGUGCUUCUGUCAGGAAUGCGAAGAAAAUUAAACAUAUCUUGGAUUUCUAUGGGGAGCUUUCGGGCCAGAUUUGCAGCCAAGCGAAGUCUAGAAUCUUCUUUGGUCGUGGGGUGUCGUAUGCUAUGACGCAGGGGAUCAAUAGGGUCUUGGGUUUCACUCAGGGUUCUCUCCCGACCACGUAUUUGGGCGUCCCUCUCUUUGUUGGGAGACCGCGUGCUUCUUACUUCAUGAGCAUCAAAGAUAGGAUUGUGCAGAAAUUCUCAAAAUGGAAGGGAUUACAGUUAUCCAUGGUCUAUCGCUGGCCAAGAUCGCUGCUCCAUGAUCUGGAUAGAAGUUGCCGCAACUUCAUUUGGUCGGGCUCCAUCGACAAAAAACUGACCUGUGCCGUGAGCUGGGGUCGUUGUUGCGCACCCAAGAAGGAAGGAGGCCUCGGAGUUCGGUCCUUUGCGGUGAUGAAUCGCUGCUACAUGAUGAAGAUGGCCUGGAAACUGUUAAAGGGAGAGGAUUUUGUUUUCCGAAUUCUCCGCUCUCGCUAUUUGAAUAGUUUUGGUCUGGCAAAGGCGUCGGUGGUGGGUUCUUCUUUUUGGUUGAGUGUCAAGCCGGAGGUUGAUGAGUUAGUGAAGAAUUCUUAUGCUCUUGUGGGUAACGGGCAGCAUACCCGUUUUUGGACGGACGAUUGGCUCGGUUACAAAAUUUGUGAUAAAAUUGCCAUUCCUUCCUUCAUGCAUGAGUUUUUGCAUCAAUCGGUGGCGGAUUACUUUAGCGAUGGUGUUUGGCACUUCUCGUUCGUGGGGGAGAAAGAUGGCCGGUUUUGGAAACCGUCUCUCCGUGGGGAUGUGACCGCGGCUUUGGCAUUUGCCCAAAUUGGGCAUCGUUUCCCUAAGGUUACUUGGGGUUCUUGGAUCUGGAAUAAGGUUAUUCCGGUGAGACGUUCGAUUACCUACUGGCGUAUCAUUCAUGGACGCCUUCCUACGAUGGACAAAUUGGUGCAGAAUGGUCUUAUUGCUCCGAAUCGCUGCAGUUUGUGCAUGGUGGAUGCGGAGAAUAUCGAUCAUAUUUUCUGGAGCUGUCCCAGUGUGACCCCGAUUUGGAAUGAGUUCCUCACGUGGUUUCAAAUGCCACAUCUUAUGGCUUGUGUGGACAUCCAUUCUUUCUUAGUUCAGACUUGGCAUGCUUCUUUCUGUUCUCUUAUUCAGAAUUUUUGGAAGUUGGGGAUUGCUAACAUUCUGUGGUGUAUUUGGUCGUUACGUAAUAAAGCUAUUUUUGAAGACCGACCCUUUGAGCAGCGACGCGUCUUAGCGUUUGCAAAGGCGUCCUUCAAAGAAGUGGAUGAGGCGUUCUCUAAACUUGGCCAUACUUCUAAUUUGUGGUCUGAUUAUUUGAUCACUCGUUCCAUCGGUGUUUCGAUGCGGGCUGCCCCGCCUCCUGGUUUUGUUAGCGUCAGCUGGUGGCCUCCUGUGGAAGAUUGGAUCAAGGUCAAUACUGACGGGGCAGCGUCGGGUGCCCCGGGUGACAUCGCGGCUGGGGGGGUUUAUCGGGAUAAGUUUUGUGUCGUCAGAGGCAGUUUUCACUUGAAAGGUGGCAAGGGUUACGCUUUUGAGGCGGAGCUCCUUGCCGUUAUCACCGCGGUUGCCAUUGCGCACUCGCGUGGGUGGCACAAACUUUGGUUGGAAGCGGAUUCUCUAUACGUGGUGAAGCUUCUGGAAGAUCGCUCGUUGGCUGUCCCCUGGUGUUUUUAUGCGGCUUGGAAAGCCACUUUAGCUCGCCUUAAUGACAUAACUUUUCGUGUUUCUCAUAUUUUCCGUGAAGGAAAUGUCGUUGCUGAUGCUAUGGCUAAUUUAACGCAGGCAGAGGGCUGGUGGCCGUUUGGGAUAGAAGCUAUUCGGAAGCUUGUUGUUGCGGACAUAGCAACGCACAGUUUCUCAAGGAAGAUUGCGGAGCUGACUUCUAAGAAAAAUGCAUUGACUACUGCCAAGAGUGCACCAGCUGUAGAAGAACCGAUGAUGAUGGAGGAUGCCAAUUAUCUCAAUGCAGAAACUAUGGAAAUGGCAGAUACAAUAGUGGACAGCAAUUUCAGCUUCUCUGUUACCAAUGGAGUUAUAAAUGAAGAGAAGAAGCCAAAUAUGGAGGAGCUGGAGAUGAAGUUCAUCUCCAAGGCGGAUGAGAUGAUGGAAAGGAUUGACGCUACCACUGCUGCCUUGGGAACACAGAUGAAGAUGUUUGAGACCCAAUUGGGUAAAAGGGCCACCUUCAUCAGCAAGCUUCUGCAGUUGGGUAAUUCUUCAAACAAUGCCAAGGUGAACACAAAGGAGCAGUGCAUGGUAAUUAGGGUUAAGAGUAUAGCCACAUCUCAAAACAGCCAUGGAUUUCGUGAGAUGGGGGAUGAGCCAAAACAAAACCAUGAGGGAAGCCGACGAGUUCCACCUCUGUAUCGUCCUCCCGGGUGGAUGCCGUUUCCCCGACAUCACUAUAAGAUCGUCGAUUUGCCGAGCGGGACUACACAAGAAGGGGCCAAGACGUCCGAGUAUGAGAGUGCACCGCCGGUUGUGGAAGAAAAAGCUGAGGAGUGCUAUCAGAAAGAGAGGAUGAAAAAGCGGCUCUCUAAGUUCUUAAAGAUCUUCAAAAAGGUGAACAUCAACAUUCCGUUGGUGGAGAUGUUAUAG